CCGAAAUGUCAAGCGACUAUUAUUAAUAUAUUGAAAAAUGGCAGAUUCCGACGAAACAGUUGAAUUAUUGUUUUUUGAUACAUUUUCACACGAUAUAAAUGAGGAUUUGAAUUUGGAUUUAGUGCAAUUUCCGCAGCCAGUUUAUAUAGCCGAAGUGCGUAUAAUUCCAUUGGGUGCACGAGUGCAAGCUGAUUUUCCGGGCGGUGUUCGUUUGGGUGCGACAAAUCCAUCAAAAUUUCAUAUACAAUUGUUUGUAAAUGAUUUAUCAAAGCCGGGCGCAUCGACAUUUGAACGUUUAGGUGAUUUUGAAUACAAUCAAAACGAUUGCAUCAAUUAUGAUGCGAAAAAUUGUAACAAUGCAACCGGCGAACGAAUACGACAAAUUCCAACCGAUGGUUUAGUGUUGCGAGGUAGUUAUACAACAAUUACAUUGGCUGUAUACGGUUCGUUAGCAAGUGAUGAAAUUAGAGAACAACAGAUUAGCUCACCACCGCCGCCAAGUGUUCCAAUUGAAGAAAUUUCCAAUUCAUUGGGCAACGAAGAGAAUGCCGAACCAACGCCGGCAAUUGAUUUUAGUUCACCAAUUGUGGCUGAUAGUAAAGAAACAGCACAAAAAUUCUUCGCAAAUGAAACAAAUCCUGAAAAAAUUAUAAAAUCAAAUGUAUCCGUAUCUGAAUCGGCACGACAAUACACGGAAGAUUGGGUUGCAUCCACCGGAAAUGUUGUUCCGAUUAUUCCUAGUUCGGUUGAUGCAAAAUCACCAGAUAUCGAUAAUUGGAAUGCGGAUGAUGAUUUAAAUAAAGCAACAGCGAUUAUUUCAUCGCCACGUUCAGGCCGACGGUCACGAUCUCCAGAUGCACGUAGACUGAAACGAGAUUGGUCAAAAAGUCCCGAAUAUCGACGACAUCGACCAUAUGAACGGAGUGUUUUGGAUAAAAAAUUGCAAAAAUCACGCGAAUAUGAAGCAUCGCGACGUUCACCACCAUCGAUAUCGAAUCGAGUGCCAAGAACACCGUCACCAGAACACAUUCAAUCACCGAGUGAUGCACGACGAACGCCGGAAAGUCAUUUGUCAGACGAUUUUCAUAAAUAUCCAAAAGUUGUGCUGAGCCCGCAAUCGGCAACGGAAGACAAUGAAAAGGCCAUUACAGCUAUUAGUUCAUUGGCACCUACUGAGGCAGAAGAUGAUGCCAUGUCACAAGGUGAACCAUUCGAACCAAUUCUGAGUGACGAUGAAAUUCCCGACGAUGCAACGGAGCAAUACGAAAUGGAUUACGAUGAUGCCGAAAAUACCGUGUAUUCAGCAUUGAAACACUUCAAUCCAUUUACCGAAGAGAUCAAGCACUAUGUAUCGGCCGAUGAAAAAAUGAGCGCAAAUGCUCGUGAAUUGGUUGAAUUGGCAACGAAAUGUUUGCAUCGAUCAAAACUAAAAGAAAGUGCCAGCAUUGAAAAGACAUUUGUUGAAUCACAAUCGAACGAGAUGCGUGAAAAUUGGGUGCAUGCGGCCGAACAACUUAUUCAAAUCAUCAAUUUAAUUUACAAUUUAGCCGGAGCAACACAAACCCGUAGCCAACAGACGCUAAAUAAUUUGGUGUUAUUAAAUCGACAACAAUUAGUUGAUUGGAUGCGAAUCGGUUUGAAUUUCGAUUGUGCCAAUUCACAGCAACAGCCCGGUUACAAAAUUCGGCAUAUGAAGUGUGGUUUGCGGUUGGUUGAAAUGUUGGCCGUUGACGAAACGUUCAUCGAAUGUCUCAUUUUCAAAGAAAAAUUCAACGUUUUCGAAUAUUUAUAUCGAUUGUACGAGCAAAAAUUCAUGGCUUUGUCACUGAAACUGAUGAUCUGUCGUGCUAUUUUCGCAUGUUUGGACACCAAAACUGGCAUUGAAUUUUUCACACGAUUGAAUAGCAACGAUGAAGUGAAGCCAAUUAGUGCAGAGAAUGGCUAUCAAAAAUUAAUAAAACUUUUACAAGAGAAUCCAUUGACACGGAUAAAGUUUCCGUUGAAGGCAAUUUUGAAAAAAGUGAAUUUAUACGAAUCAUUGCAAGUUAUACGGGAUAUUAUGAAACGACGAUUUGUAAACAGUGACAUUAAAUUAGAAGUGAAUGAUGAUGUAGUCGAUGAAGCGCCCGAUGGCAAAUUGCUGAAAGAUUGCCUGAAAGAAGUUUGGUCUGCAUUUACAUGGGACGCACAAAGCUAUUCACAACCAAAACGCUUUUUACCAAUCUCAACGAAAUUUGAAAAAGUUUUGGAUAUGAACGCAAAUAAAAUGGCAUCGAAUAGUUUUAUUCGAUAUUUUCGUAUAAAUGGAUUGAUUGAAUCGCUGUUGAUGAUCAUUUCGCAAAGUACCAAUCACGAUAUUAUUUCGGAAGAUGUGUUCGAUAUGACAUUGCUCAUUUUGGAGUCGUUGUGCAGCACCGAAUGUGGACUGAAUUAUUUGAGUGAAAAAUCGGAAGUGACCAAUGUACUGAUUAAGUGCUUGAUUCAAGCACCACUUGAUGGUCAGCCGGAUGAUGUCGACAUGACUGAACUUGACUCAAUCGCGAAUAAUACAUUGGAUGUGACGGGUGAUAUUGAUGAAGAUUCGAGACGGUAUCAUUUGGGCAUUGAAAUUGCGUAUAAGAUAAAAACCAAAUUCUACUUGGAUUCGAUUGCCGAUUUGCCAUUAAACUGUGAGAAACGCGAUGAACUACUGCCAGAAUAUUUUCAUGGGUUGUACAGUUUGGCUGUGGCCGACAAUUACAUUGGACGCGGUUAUGUUAUCGAGACAAUCACAAUGAGUGGCAAUAUCAUCACGAUUUUAAAGCAAAUUGAGUAUGAGAAAAAGAAGAUAAACGCUGUUGCAUCAAAAAAUGCGACCGCAAGUGAUGCAUCAAAAACGACUGCCGAUAAUUCGAUGCUAAAGAAAUCGCCGACUCUGGGUUAUGCAAUUGAUUUGAUCGAUCUAACGAUUCGUUAUGCCACAACGAAUCUAGACUAUUUACGACAACACGGAUCGGUGCUGGUAAAUUUGGCAAAAUCGCAUGAUCAAUUUGACGAUGCAAGUAUCUCGCAAAUUUUACAAGAGAUGGCAAUAUUCCUGAAACCAUUGCAAUUACAAAAUAUAUUUUGUUACGAUAACAUUGCAUCGUUGUGUGACAUAAUCAAGCGAAGUAUAGAAUUUAUCACCACAUUUCCGGGUGAUUUAAUCAUGGCAUUGCGCAUAAUACGAUAUUUAUCGAUACCAGAUACGUCGAUAUUCAAUGACGGCACCGAUUUUGCCGAUACAUUUGGCGAUGCGGGCGCAACAAAUAAAUUCAAACAGCCAAACGAACAACAUCAAGUCGAAUUAAAAUACAAAUUUGUCAUUUUACAAUUUUAUUCGGCCGACGGGAUAUCAACGUGUAUUCAAAUUUUAGAUAAAUUAACAACGUUUUUCACACAACCAGCUGUUCACAUCGCAACGUUGGGUUCAACACAAGGUCAAAUGCUAACACAAAUACUUUUGCCUACGAUUGAAAUUCUACGAAAAAUGUUGUCUUAUGUAAUCGAUUGUCGAAAUACGGAAUUCAAGGAUUUGACCGCAAUUGAACCGUUAUUGAAGACCUACACAUUGGUCUCAUCGAUUCCGGCUCAAUCGAUUGCUGCCGACGAUGCUCAAGCCAUACAAACGGAAAUUGUUAAAACAUUGCUGGCAUACACACAACCAACGCCAACCGAUGGCGUUGACACCGAAUCGGUGCAAAAAAGUUUAUGGACACAAAUGUUGGGCGAACUUUGUAAAUACAUUAUGAGUGGACCAUACACGAUUGUGUCGGGAUUAUCGUUGUUUUCGCAAUUGUUGCCGGUGCCGUUGCCAAUUUUAACAAAAAAUCCACUGACAAAUGAUGAACAAGCACGUUUGAUCACCGAUCGUCAAUUGUGGUCGGCACAUUUACAUCCGCAGAGCAUUGAAUUGUCAGCAAUGAUUCAGGCACUUUGCAUCUCAUCCUAUGCCCCAUUGAUUGAUAUUUUGAGUCGCGUCAUUGGCCAAUUAUCGGAUUUAGCACCAAACAUGGCAUUACUUGUCACAAAAGCGAUCGUUGAUUCACUACUGAACGAUGGUAGCUCGUCUAUACAAGCGACGACAAAUACACAAAACGGAUCUACAGCGACAACACCAUUGAACACCACCGUUGCCAGUACAUCAUCGUCAACAACAACAGCUACAGCAAUCAGUGCAACACAAACUCAAACGCAACUAAUUCUUGCUUACAUAAAUCCAUCCACAAAACGAAUUUUAGGAUUUUUAACAAACAUUUUAUGUUAUGCGCCAGUGAAAGUGGCCUUUUUAUCAAUGAUUCAUGGAAAAGUGUUUGAAUUACUAACAAAAGUGCUUGCCGUGAAAUCAACAUCGAUUCCAUCGAAUUUAUUGUCGAUUUUAAAUCAGGAACAAGAAUCAGUGCUUAUGAUAUUCCAUACGAUAUUGAAUGGAGACAUUUCACUUGUCGGUCAGACGGAGUAUGGCGUCAGCAAUAGCAAAAUGUUGUCGUCACCAUCAGUCGAUUUAAUCGUUGGUUGCUCAAUACCCUCAAAGGAUUGCUACAUUGGCGUAUUGUCAGCGGUGCUCGAUUGGUUUUUCAACGUUGACGAUUCGCUGAACACAACCGGUUGCCAAUUUGCUGCCAUGAAAACCAUGACACUAGCCACAAACUAUGAUUUCACAUCAUAUCAACUCAAAAUUUUGUUGGAUAAACGCAAAGAUCAACUCCUAUUGAAAUUACGUUCAUUAACUCAGCUGGCAGAUGGUGAUCAGAUUGCUCACGAAAUAUUGUUGGCUUUCUUACAAUUCAUAUUAUCGUUGGCACGUUCAUCGGAUAUUGUAAAAAAUGAGCAACGUUCAUUUGCCUGCAAUGAAUCUGAUCUUGUUAAACUUUUUCAAUUCAAACGAAUUGCCAGCGAUGUGGAUGUGCCAAAUGAAAAUCAACAUCCAUUAUUGGCACUUGAACAAAGCGUACAGAAAAUUCAAGCCAAACUAGAACAAUCGGACGAUGUGAAAAUGCAUUUAGAUGAAAUAUUAUUUAAUUUAAGAAAAUUAUUGAAUAUAUUAGACUCAGGUCUUGCGAUUGUGGCCAAUGCAACAAAAGAAUUGCUUCACGUUGAUUCGCCAGCUGCCGAACCGUCAUUUCCACAAGGCGAAAGUAUUGUCGUUCAAUAUUCAAUGCGACCGAUUUUCAAUGUUGCGCCCAGUGAAUUUAAGCCAAGUGAUUAUCCAGAACAGUUAACAACACAGUACUGGUAUUCACAUUGGUCGGCCAAUCGUUUCGAUGAAAUGAUCGACACUCAAUUGCCGGCAGUCGAUAAUGUGCCGUGUGAUUUCAUUGAAUUGAUAAAAUCAUGUUUACCACCGGAAACAAAUUUAACAAAUGACUGCAAACGACUGUUACAUUUAUCUGCGUCGCCACAAUCAAAUCGAGAACGUACCACAUCGGCACCGUGCUUCCGAACGCGACGCGUUGAAGUUGAACCGAGCACAGGACGACCGGAAAAGAAAUUGUACAUAUCAAGAGGCAGAGGUUUUCCCCGACCAACACAAUCACGUGGCGAUUUAUUCCGAUCAAGACCACCAAAUACUUCACGGCCACCAUCAUUGCAUGUUGAUGAUUUUCUGGCAUUGGAAACAUGUGGAGCCCAACCAACCGGACCAACCGGAUACAAUAAAUUAUCACGUGAGAUGAUUAGCAUUCGCGGCACCAGAGGCGGCAGAGGACGUGGUCGCAUACUUUCAUCAAGCCCUUCAUAUCGACACACAUCGCUACGACGAACAAACUCACCAUCUACGUGGGCAAAUCAUUCGAUGGGCAACAGUAAUCAACAUGAUAGUUCAACGUCAUCGACGGCUUCACAACAUUUUCGUACUGCAACAUCCGAGCCCGUUUCAUCGCACUUCCAAUCUGAUUACUUUGGUUCACGGGGUCGACGUGGUAGUCUUCGACCGCCUAGAUCGUUUAGCAAAUUCAACUAAUCACCGUCUAAAUUAUUAUUUAGUUUACUAGCAAUGUUUUUGAAUUUCGUUUUCCGACAAAUAAAUGAAAUAUAUUACAAAUUUCCCCGACACCUGGAUCGAGUGGGCACUCACAUAAAAAACCAUGUAUACAACAAUAACAAAACAAAAAUAUAAGAAGAAAAGGCAACAAAAAAAUACGACAUAAAAAUUGAUUUUAAUUUUUAGUAAUAGAUUUACAAUUAUAGCACGCAAAAAUGCGUGAAAAUUAUUUGAAUUUUAUACAAUAUAUAAUGUCAAGAUAAAAAAAAACAAACACAUACACGUAAUCCAUAGCAAUAAAUAAA
Contarinia nasturtii (swede midge) is the source of this 6306-nucleotide messenger RNA. RefSeq names its product protein virilizer (gene vir). Lineage: Eukaryota; Metazoa; Arthropoda; Insecta; Diptera; Cecidomyiidae. The transcript has 6 exons. Gene Ontology annotation, cellular component: RNA N6-methyladenosine methyltransferase complex. Bases 38 to 5980 code for a protein of 1980 amino acids. The record is from RefSeq and is a predicted model, not a curated record. Gene Ontology annotation, molecular function: RNA binding.